AACAAAUGGACUUUCCGUGAAUAAAUAUCCAUAAAUCAAUAGCAAUAGGCUAUUUUUAUACUGUAUCAAAGAAGCAUUUAGUAUAGUCUAUUGUUUCGCUCUAGUUUCCGCUUUUUUUUGUUUUUGUUUUUGUUUAACUCUGUUGUUGCUUGGAGACAGGGUAUAGGAGGAGCCAGGAAGUUUCAAAAUCGAAAAUGAAAGCAAAGGGGUAAUUGUGACGAGUUUCCGUUCCCGCAGGUCAUUUAGUGCUCUCCAGAGUUAGAUUCCUGAAUUUUUCAGAGCGAUCAUCGUUCAGUUCAGCUCAAGUGUCCGUCCAAACGAAAAGAUACAUUCUCAGGAGAAAAGCUUAUCGUCACAACAUUUGAAAACCGUCUCCGGAAUUCAUAGACGCCACUUUCCGAAUUAACAUAUACAUCACGUGUUCGAAAAGGGAAAGUCCCGGCUUCUAUGUUUAGAAAGUAAAAGUACAGUGUAUCAGUAGCCGGCAGCAUUUGAAGCUCGUUUUCCUGUCAGGAACUAAUCUUUAUCUCUUACUGUUAAGUUGAUCAUGUUGGCACUACAAUAAUUUGCUGCUGUCAUGAGUUCCAUCUUCCGGAUUUCUUUGCUGUGGGUGGCGUUAAUGUUGAUUCACAUGGAAACUGUGAACGCUUGUGCAAGUGUCGACAGGUUUAUUCUUUUUACCGACGCUGACAACAAAUCUACCAAAUUUGUUCCAUUGGACUCCAACUCAUUCGCCCCUAUAACUUUGUUCAAGCAUAUUGGAAUUCAGCACCCAAUUGCAGUGGACUAUGAUCCUGUCGAAGAUCGAGUGUACUGGUCAGACGUUGCUCUAGGUCGAAUCAUUAGCGCGUUUUGCGAUACCACUACAGUGAAGAUUUUGUUUACCUGCAAUGUUCAAUCACCAGACGGCUUAGCCAUUGACUACGUGGGAAGAAACAUUUAUUGGACAGAUGCAGGCACCAAUAGGAUUGAAGUAGGACGGCUUGACGGAACUGGAAGGAAACUGUUGAUCAAAGAUGAACUUGAUGAGCCCAGGGCCAUUGUACUCGAUGAGAGAAAUGGUAUGAUGUACUGGACAGACUGGGGCACUAAUCCGAAGAUCGAACAAGCUGAGAUGGAUGGUUCAGCGAGACGAACCAUUGUAACUGGAAACCUUGUCUGGCCAAAUGGACUCACUAUCGACCAACUCACAAAUCGCCUGUUUUGGGUCGAUGCUAAACUUGACAAAAUCGAGGUAUCAGACCUCAAUGGAAGAAACAGACAGUUAAUAAUGUCAUCUGCGGUUAAUAUCCAUCCUUAUGGACUGGCAGUGUAUCGGAACAUGUUAUACUGGACUGAUUGGAGUACCACGAGCAUUUCACGUUUUAACUUAAGCAGUGGAAACCAGGAGAUCAUAGUUAAUAGCCUUCAAAAACCGAUGGACAUUCACGUAUUUGAUCAAGCCUUAAUAUUUUCAGGUUCUCAUAAUUGUUCUCAAAACAAUGGACUCUGUAGCGAUUUCUGUCUGUUAAAGCCAGGAGGGUACCAGUGCGCAUGUCCAUCGGGCAUUGCCCUUCAAUCUGAUGGGAGAACAUGUGACCAUGGUAUGUUCUACAAGACAAGUUCAGAUAAAUUCUUACUCUUUGCUGAAGGAGACACUGGAGAAAUUUAUAAGGUUCCUCUGGAAGUGCCCGAGACCCCUUGCUAUCCUCUGGGAAUCAACAAGAACAUCUCAAGACCCGUGGCCGUUGAUUACGAUCCAGUCGAAGGAAAAAUAUAUUGGACAGAUGUGACCUUAAAAUUAGUGGCCAGAGCAUUUCCUAACGGGUCUUCAGUUGAAGUUAUUGCGCACAGUAAUGUUAUUACCCCGGAAGGACUGGCAGUGGAUUAUAUUGGACGUAAUAUCUACUGGACAGAUGAAGCAAAUAAUAGAAUUGAGGUAGCAAGAUUAGAUGGGUCAUCUAGAAGGAGCCUAAUCACAAGAGACAUUGAAAAACCAAGAGCCAUACUACUCAAUAUUAGAGAAAGUAAGAUGUAUUGGGGUGGCAGAGGAAUAUCGCGAAAAAUCGAACAAGCCAACAUGGACGGUUCGGCCAGGUCAACUCUUGUUAGUUCCAGACUUACGUGGGUGAACUCGCUCGCUAUGGAUUAUCAAAAUAGACUACUGUACUGGUGCGAUGGGUACCUUAAAAAGAUUGAGAGGGUGGACCUACAAGGAAAUAAUCGCGUGGUGAUACUGGAUCUAUCAUCGGAUUCUAUGCAUCCAUUUGGACUCGCACUAUUUGAUGACGUUGUUUACUGGUCUGAUUGGAAAAGUAAAAGUAUUCAUAAGUACAACGUGACAACUUCUGUAGAUGAAGUCGUUGUUCACGGAAUGGGACAACCAAUGGAAUUGCAUGUUCAUGAUCAAUCCAAAGACUUUGCAGGAUCUACCAGUUGUUCGCAGUUGAAUGGGGAUUGCAGCCAUCUUUGUCUUCCAAAUCCUUACGGUCAUCAGUGUUUUUGCCCAGAGGGAGUACAACUGAAGCCUGGUGAUGCUUUUACAUGCCAAGGAGUAAAUCGCUGUCCUCAAUUGACCGCCCCUGCCCAAGGAAGCAUAGCGCCGUGUUAUAAUUUACCAGGACACUCCUGUCACUUUUCCUGUGACAGCGGGCACAUCCUGACUGGGUCAGCAACUCGCAGAUGUGAUAGCAAUGGAGUAUGGACUGGAUCACGGCCUCAGUGUAAUGCUGUUACGUGUCCAGCUUUAUUAAUCCCACUCAAUGGCAUUCAUCAGGGUUGCACAAGAACAGCAACAGAGUACAAUACAGUCUGUCGGUUUUCCUGCACUGCUGGGUUUAACCCAGUUGGUUCACCGUUAAGAAGAUGUCUCGAAAACAGAACUUGGAGUGGCCAAGAUCUCCUUUGCCAAGCUGUCACCUGCAGGCCUUUGAACAUCCCUUCAAGAGCCCUUCUGCUGAAUGGUUACUGUGGUAAUACGUAUGGAUCAAACUGCGUAUUCGGAUGUCAAAGUGGAUUUGUUAAAGCCGACGGGAAUGUCACUAGGACUUGUUUAGAGACUGGGCAAUGGAGUGGAAAUCCCAUCCGCUGUAUAGAAACUUCCAGCACGGCAAAAGCAGUAAUUUUGGAGCAUACGUCUUCUCUCGCCAUUGCCGUGGGAUUGUCUUUUGCAGUGUCUACAUCGAUUUUGGUCGCCCUCCUUUGUACAUUGAAACGUCACUUUCUCAUAAGGACAUGGCGACGCUUUAUGGGAAGGGAAAAUGUGAGAGGAAUUAAUCCAGGAGAUGAAGAAAGAGAGGGCAAUCAAAACGACGUGCAGCAGGCCAAUGAUAGUUUUCAAAACCAAUAUAACCAAGGGGGGAGAUGUCGACGCUACACACGGGAGGAAAAUGUGGGAGUAGAAAAUCAAGGAUAUGUUGAUAGAGAUGGCAAUCCAAACAGUGUAGCAGGAACUGAGGAACUAGAGCUGGUUAAUCAUGACAUCGGCCGCGAAAAUAUCGCAGAUUACGGCCAAAUCGACGAAGUCUCUAGUGACACUGGUGCGUCUGCUGGAAGUUCAACCUCAGCAGCGACGUGUGAGGGAGGUGGCCUUGAUGGUCCUGUCACAGAGGAGCAUGUCCUUUGCAUUCAUGAACUUGUUGGAGUCAACUGGAAGAAGGUUCUGCGGAACCUGUACAUGGCUGAGGUGGUCAUUAGAAAUUUGGAAGAAGAUAACAAGCACAGUGAAGUUGCUGAAAAGUGCCACCAAGGGCUUCUAAAAUGGAAAGAAAAGUUUGGCCCUCAGGGAGCAACGAUAAAAAAAUUGUGUCGGGCUCUGCAGAAAGUGGGAUGCUCAGAAGCGCUGGAAGCUUUGCGGAGUAUGCCACAUCAGAGUGAAUCUUAAAGGAGCUCAGUCACCGUGCGGUAUUUUGAGUUUUUUUGGCCACAUACAAAAUUACCUUUUCC
Messenger RNA from Orbicella faveolata, 3924 nucleotides. RefSeq names its product low-density lipoprotein receptor-related protein 6-like. Gene Ontology annotation, cellular component: plasma membrane. Gene Ontology annotation, biological process: canonical Wnt signaling pathway. Gene Ontology annotation, molecular function: Wnt receptor activity; Wnt-protein binding. The record is from RefSeq and is a predicted model, not a curated record. NCBI's taxonomy places the organism in Eukaryota, Metazoa, Cnidaria, Anthozoa, Scleractinia, Merulinidae.